GACUCAAUGCGCUCUAAUUCACUUAGCCACAACAUACUAUUGUAAUCAUAACACCGACCCAACUCUCUCUCUCUCUGUCUCUCUCUCCUCUCUUUCAAGCCAGUCAUCCUUAUUCCCCCCUCGUCUCAUUUUCUCUCUCUAACUUUCAGUGUAUAUGAUCUUUCUCUCUCUAUAUAUACAUAUAGAUAUAUAUCCCAAAAAAAAUUAUAUAUUGAGAGAUAUAUAGGGAUUUAUGAUUUAAGUAAUAUAAUAUUAUAAGGAGGUGUUUUAUCGUGGACAAGUCUAUUGAGCAGUUAAGAGCUUCUUCGUUCGAACAGAGAUCCCUAUUUAGGUAGGCUCUGCGGACUGGUUUUUCGAUCUUUCUCGAUCAGAGAGGAUUUUCCCGCGCAAUUCCCUCUGAUUUCUGUCGCGUGUUUUCUGGAUUGGAUUCUCAUUCCAUCUUUAUUGUUUCUUUCUCGGGAAAUUUUUGUUUUUUUUGGGUUUUUCUUCUGUUGCGUCUCUGCGAAGUUUGUGUGCUGUUCGAGUCUGUGUCUGAAAUUAGGGUUUGUAGGGAUCAAAAUUAGGGUUCUUUCUGUGAAAUUGGGGGGUUUUGGUGGCGGAAUUUGGGUUUGGAGGUAUCGGGGGGUUGUGAUUGGGGAGGAUGAUAAUCAAGCGGAACUUGAAAUCGGCAAUGCCGAGUCUGAAGCGGUGCAGAGUCGGCGACUCGGGUGGUGAGGACGACGAGAAUUCGGGGAAUCGGAAGAAACGGAAGGUGAACGGCUAUUAUCCUCUGCAUCUGUUGGGGGAAGUCGCCGCCGGCGUAAUUCCGUUCGGUGACUAUGGACUGCGACACCUAUUAGGCGCUGGCGAGAAAGCUUUUGACAGCAUAGCGGCGGCGUCGUGGUUCACGGAGGUUUCGUACUGCCCCAACGAGGCGGAGUCGAAGUCCAUAGAGGGCGUGAAUGGGAGGAGUAAUCGGGCACCCGAGGCUCCACGGCCACCUCUGGUGAGAACGUCAAGAGGGAGGGUUCAGGUACUCCCUUCUAGAUUCAAUGAUUCAAUUCUUGAUAAUUGGAAGAAAGAGAAGAGUAAACCUAGUGUUCGUGAAUCGAGUUUGGACCCUGAAUUUACUCCUUGCAAGGAGAAACCCACCUUCAAAAACCCUAAAGUUCAUGACCACAUUGCAAGUAAACAGCAGAACGAGUAUAAAAUUAGAUAUCAGUGCCGAAAAGUCACAACAUUGUUGGAGGAAGAAGGAGAAGAAUUUGGAUGUGAAGGAUUGAAGAGUUUUGACAUUAGGAAGUAUUCGAGCUCUCGUAGCUCUCUAACAUCACUCCAUGAGCAAUUGGCUGAUAUUGAGAAGUCUCCAGUUGGAGAACUGGAUGAAGCUAUAGACAUUAAUGGAAUUGAUAAAUUGUCGAAGGAUGAUGUUGAGAGAAAAAAUGGGUUGUAUGGGCCAGAGGACUUUGUUCCUGGUGAUAUAGUUUGGGCAAUUUCAGGGAAGAACUAUCCUGCUUGGCCAGCCAUUUUUCUUGAUCCGACAAAACAAGCUCCCCAGCAGGUUCUAAAUUUUUGUGUUGCCGGGGCAGCUUGUGUGAUGUUCUUUGGUUACUCUGGGAAUGGUACGCAACGGGACUAUGCUUGGAUUAAACGUGGGAUGAUAUUUCCGUUUGUAGAAUACGUAGACAGGUUUCAGGGGCAGACCUAUUUGAAAGAGAGCAAGCCUGGUGAUCUUCGGUCUGCAAUAGAUGAGGCAUUUCUGGCAGAACAAGGCUUUACUGAGAUGUUGAUGGUGGAGAUUAAUGCGGCAGCUGGGAAUCUAGAUUAUCUUGAAUCUUUUCCUAGAGGAGUCCAAGAGGCUACUGAUUCUAAUCAGGAUCAAGAAUGCGACUCCAGGAACCAGGGUGUAUUGAAAAAGAAAGUGACGCUGUCCUGUGAAUGCUGUGGAUCGAGCCUUUCAAUUAAAACUCCCAAGAAAAUGAAGGUUUCAACUCCUGAAAGCGGUCAUUUAUGUAGUUCCUGUGCCAGGUUAACAAAACAAAAACAUUAUUGUGGCAUAUGCAAGAAGGUUUGGAAUCAUUCUGAUAGUGGGAGUUGGGUACGCUGUGAUGGCUGUAAAGUUUGGGUGCAUGCAGAGUGUGACAAAAUUUCCAGUGAUCUUUUUAAGGAUCCGAGGGGCAACGAUUACUACUGUCCCGAAUGCAAAGCCAAGUUUAAUUUUGAAUUAUCAGAUUCAGAGAACUGGCAGCCUAUGGUCAAAAAUAACAAAAGUAAUAGUCAAUUGGUGCUCCCUGACAAGGUGACUGUUGUCUGCUUGGGAGUAGAAGGCAUUUACUUUCCAAGCCUUCAUCUAGUUGUAUGCAAGUGUGGGUCUUGUGGGACAAAAAAACAGGCACUUAGCGAAUGGGAGAAACAUACGGGUUCCAAAGUGAAAAACUGGAAGACCAGUGUCAGGGUCAAAGGUUCAAUGUUACCACUGGAACAAUGGAUGCUGCAGAUAGCAGAGUAUCAUGAACGCACUCUAGUGUCCGCAAAUUCUCUUAAACGGCCUUCUAAUAAAGUACGGAAGCAGAAGUUGCUUGCUUUUCUGCAAGAGAAAUAUGAGCCUGUUUAUGCCAAGUGGACAACAGAACGGUGUGCCGUAUGUAGAUGGGUUGAAGAUUGGGACUACAACAAAAUUAUUAUCUGCAACAGAUGUCAAAUAGCUGUCCAUCAAGAAUGCUAUGGUGCAAGAAACGUCCGGGACUUCACUUCAUGGGUUUGCCGAGCAUGUGAGACACCAGAAAUCAAGCGGGAGUGUUGCCUCUGUCCUGUAAAAGGAGGUGCUCUCAAACCUACUGAUGUUGAUUCGUUGUGGGUUCAUGUUACCUGUGCCUGGUUUCAACCUGAAGUGUCUUUCUCAAAUGAUGAAAAAAUGGAGCCUGCUGUUGGAAUCUUGAGAAUUCCAUCACACUCUUUUGUAAAGAUAUGUGUAAUCUGUAAGCAAAUUCAUGGUUCCUGCACACAAUGUUGCAAGUGUUCCACUUAUUACCACGCAAUGUGUGCAUCAAGGGCUGGGUAUCGCAUGGAAUUGCAUAGCUUGGAAAAAAAUGGGAGACAGAUUACAAAAAUGGUUUCAUAUUGCGCGUAUCACAGAGCUCCAAAUCCAGAUACGGUUCUAAUUAUACAGUCUCCUCUAGGGGUUUUCUCCACCAAAAGCCUACUGCAAAAUAAAAAACGGACUGGUUCAAGGCUAAUUUCUUCUAACAGAUUAAAACUUCAAGAAGCUCCGACAACAGAAAUCAAUGAUGUUGAGCCACUCUCCGCUGCAAGAUGCCGGGUCUAUAAAAGAUCUAUCAAUAAGAGGACUGGAGAAGAAAAGGCCAUUGCCCAUCGGUUGAUGGGACCUUGCCAUCACUCUUUGAGCACAAUACAAAGCUUGAACGCAUUCAGAGAAAUAGUGGAGACGAAGAACUUUUCUACUUUCAGGGAACGACUUUACCACUUACAGAGAACCGAAAAUGAUCGGGUUUGCUUUGGUAGAUCCGGAAUACAUGGUUGGGGCCUCUUUGCACGACGAAACAUCCAAGAAGGAGAAAUGGUUCUGGAAUAUCGUGGUGAACAGGUGAGGCGCAGUAUUGCAGAUCUGAGGGAGGCACAGUACCGUAUAGAAGGCAAAGAUUGCUAUCUGUUUAAGAUCAGUGAAGAAGUAGUGGUGGAUGCCACGGAUAAAGGGAACAUUGCACGCUUAAUAAACCAUUCGUGCAUGCCCAACUGCUAUGCAAGGAUCAUGAGUGUGGGUGGCGAUGAGAGUCGGAUUGUACUCAUUGCCAAGACUAAUGUGUCUGCUGGUGAUGAAUUAACGUAUGAUUACUUAUUUGACCCUGAUGAGUGCGAUGAAUUCAAAGUCCCGUGUUUGUGUAAAGCUCCAAACUGCCGAAAGUUCAUGAAUUAGGUCACACAGAAUACAGCCAUUGUUUCUCCACAAGGAGCACUAACUUACGCCCCUCCCCCGCGGGACCUCACAGUUCAUUUACUGAGUUUUGUCAUUUUUCUUUUGAAAGAAAUAUGUGUAUUUUAGUUUUCGUUCUCUUCUGUCAAUCUUUCUAGCUUAAUAAAAGCUAUAAUUUGCCUACUCUUCGGCUUCAGGCAUCUUUUGUAAAUUGAUUGAUCCACACAUCCUUAUUUAAUCAUUAAAUGUUAAUUCAAUUUUUUCCUGUGUA
This is a messenger RNA of Cornus florida, 4181 nucleotides long. RefSeq names its product histone-lysine N-methyltransferase ATX4-like. The transcript has 23 exons. Gene Ontology annotation, biological process: regulation of transcription by RNA polymerase II. Bases 641 to 3913 code for a protein of 1090 amino acids. Lineage: Eukaryota; Viridiplantae; Streptophyta; Magnoliopsida; Cornales; Cornaceae. Gene Ontology annotation, molecular function: protein binding. The record is from RefSeq and is a predicted model, not a curated record.